Molecule: messenger RNA, 1966 nt
Organism: Esox lucius (northern pike)
Lineage: Eukaryota; Metazoa; Chordata; Actinopteri; Esociformes; Esocidae
Gene: nfil3
Product: nuclear factor, interleukin 3 regulated
Exons: 2
Coding region: 326-1705 (459 amino acids)
Biological process (GO): regulation of DNA-templated transcription; circadian rhythm; DNA-templated transcription
Cellular component (GO): nucleus
Molecular function (GO): DNA binding; DNA-binding transcription factor activity
Source: RefSeq, a predicted model, not a curated record
CACAAAUCCCGUCACUCCGAGAGGAAACCAGGAGACUAGUAACGUUACUCAAAAUGAUCUGGAUUUAACCACUUUGCCAAACUAUUUUUUGGUGUAUCAGAAACGUAUCCCUGUUUCUUCUACACGUUACACGUCGGAAAACAAGACCAUCAUUUCACUCUUGAAAAGCUUUGGUGAAAUCAAAAGGACUACCCACUCCUGUCGGAGCUACCACUAUUGGACACAUGUCAUUGGCACCCUUGGAUUUCAGAUAACAAGAUGUCCAGUCAAAAUGACUGAGGACUUAUGAGUUUAUUGAACACAAAAAUAUCCAAGUUGUUGAAAUAUGCAGACCAUCAAAAGAGAGCCACUCACUAAUGGCUCUUACAGUGGAGAGGAUGUCCUUGUCCGAGCCCUUCAAGGCACAGACAGAGAUCUGAUUGGCCACAAGCCUUCAGCGAUACCCUUCAAGGCCAAAGGUACCUCGUGCCGUAGGAAACGGGAGUUCAUCCCUGACGAGAAGAAGGACAACCUCUACUGGGAGAGGCGGCGUAAGAACAAUGAGGCAGCAAAGCGCUCGCGUGAGAAACGGCGCCUUAACGACAUGGUGCUGGAGAACAAGUUGAUGGCACUGGGUGAGGAGAAUGCGUCCCUCAAAGGAGAGCUGCUGGCACUGAAGCUGAAGUUCGGCCUGGUGAGUUCUGCGGCCUACACCCAAGAAGUGCAGAAGAUCUCAAUGUCCACGGCCGCCCUCUACCACGACUUUGUCUCGCCGGGCGAAAUCCGAGGCUCUUAUGCUCGGGACCUAGAACCUCCUGCUCUGGGGAGCAGCUGCAUAUCCGUCAUCAAGCACUCCCCUCACAGCUCACUGUCCGAGAUGUCCGAGGUGUCCGCAGCGGCCCAGAGUGGCACGCGCGCCUCCUCUGAGAUUGUCAAGCAGGAGCCGGCAGAGAACGGCGGUUACGCGCGCGAGCGGAGCAGUCCUUACGAACUGUACCGGAACUACGUGGCCAGCCCCUUCCUCGGGGUCUACUCCCAACCCUCCCCGUUUCUGCCCCUCACCAGGUCGUCCAGCAACUCGCCUAGGACCUCGGACGACGGGGUCGUGGGCAAGUCCUCGGAUGGCGAGGACGAGCAGCAGGUCCCCAAAGGCCCGAUGCCGCACGCCGCCGACCCAAAGAGCGUCAUUGUCUCCCGCCUCAAAGUGCCCGACGCUUCUUCCUCGGCUCUGCCCCACAAACUGCGCAUCAAGGCCAGAGCCGUUCAGAUCAAAGUGGAGGCCGUUGACCCAGACUACGACUCAUCCGGGAAAUCAUCCUCUCCCGUCGACAUCUCGGCCAGAGAGUACUACCAGAUGGGCCCGGGCACUGUGGCGGAGUACAUGCAGUCAUCCCUCAGCCCCCUGUCACUCCAGGUGACCAACAUCCAGGACUGGAGCCACCGGCCGGAGCGCUGGCACAAAGACAGCACUGAGGGGCCCCAAAAUGGCUGCCAGCACAGGCUCUCCCCGGGCCCGCUUUCCCAAAAAGUACUUGUGGACCACGGAGAUGGCUCGCACGCCCACUUAGACUCUGAGAGCUUGUGCUUAAAACGGGGCAUAGCUGAUCUGUCUACAGAAGUGCUCUCUCUGAAAAGACUGAUAACGACACGGCAAGGCUCCGUGAUAGAAUCAACUAGAAGCACUACUGAUCACAAUUCACUAUUGACAGGAUGUUACGCAAAAUGAGUUCCGUUUUGCUUAGCACUAUGUUUUCACUGUGUUUAAUAAUGCACUGUGCGGCUGAAAUGGUGUAAAGAUGCAGUUCAUUUCAGAUGAAUGGCGUGUUGUGCACUUGCUGUUGUAGUUCGUCGUAUCAUCUCGAUGACUCCACCUGUAACCCAGAGACCUGAGGCUGCUGUACAUGCAAAUCUAAUGUAAACUUUUUAACGUUUCGUUGUAAAUGGUGUAUUUUUGUUUACAAUAAAUGUGUAAGCACUGAACCUUGUG